AUGAGACUAGUCUUUUUAUCCGUCCUUUGCUUGCCUGGGUAUGUAGUUACUCCCAGAAAGAAACCUCAUGGACGUAAAUUAACAAAUGAAGAUAAGAAUUUCAAUCGUGAUAUUAAUAGUGCAACAGCAGCUAUUGAAAAUAUUAAUCAACGUUUUAAAACGUAUGCUAUUCUUGGUGGUAUAUACAGAGGUGCUACUGGUGACUUCUAUAAGGCAACGAAAAUCGUACAAGUCGUUUCUACACUACGUAAUUUGAACUUAAAUAAACAUCGUAUUCGUAAAUAA
Rotaria sp. Silwood2 is the source of this 285-nucleotide messenger RNA. The record is from the annotation of a GenBank genome assembly. NCBI's taxonomy places the organism in Eukaryota, Metazoa, Rotifera, Eurotatoria, Philodinida, Philodinidae.